CUGAGUCCCGUUGUAGCUAUAGGUGAAGCAGCCUCGCGCGCUGCCAUACUGAAGCAGGUGUCCAACAUGGCGAACACUGGCAGCGGCUCUCUCGCGACUAUUCUCUUUUUAUUCAUGCUCCAAGCGGCUCUUCAUAAAGGAGCUGCACAAGAACCAGUGGUGAGUCAGAACCUGGUGACGGACAAUGUGUCGGUGGUGGAGGGCGAGAUGGCGAUUAUCAGCUGUCGGGUGAAGGACAACGACGACUCGGUCAUCCAGCUGCUCAACCCCAACAGACAGACCAUUUACUUCAGAGACAUGAGACCACUGAAAGACGCUCGCUUUCAGCUGGUGAACUUCUCAGACAACGAGCUGCGGGUGUCGCUGUCUAAUGUCUCGCUGUCAGACGAGGGUCGAUAUGUUUGCCAGCUCUACACAGACCCCCCGCAGGAAGCCUACGCUGACAUCACCGUGCUAAUUCCUCCAGGUAACCCCAUCAUCGAGCCGGCGCGGGAUGAGGUCCUGAGCGAGGGCAACGAGACAGAGAUGACCUGCACCGCCAUGAGCAGCAAGCCCGCCGCUACCAUCAGAUGGAUGAAGGGAGAUAAAGAGCUUCCAGGCAAGCCCAAAGUUGAGCUGACCUACGACAAGAUGUACACAGUAACCAGCCGGCUGACGUUCACCGUCAGUCGGGAGGAUGACGGAGUGCCUGUGGUUUGCAUCGUAGACCACCCUGCAGUCAAGGACUUCCAAGCACAGAAAUACCUGGAGGUGCAGUACAAACCAGAAGUGAAGAUCGUUGUAGAGUUUCCUCAGGGUCUGACCAGGGAAGGAGAGAACCUGGAGCUGACGUGUCAGGCCAAAGGCAAACCCCAGCCACAGCAGGUAAACUGGGUCAAGGUGGACGACGACGUGCCCUCCCAUGCUGUCAUCACCGGCGGCGAUCUGUACAUUGAAAAUCUAAACAAAUCCUACAACGGGACCUACCGCUGUGUGGCCUCCAACUCAGUGGGGGAGUCUUUCGACGACUACAUCCUCUACGUCUAUGAUGCUCCCACCACUACCCCUAUACCCACCACAGCCACCACCACCUCCACCACCAUCACCACCACCAUGUCCUACCUUGAAGGCAACCCAGACACUGCGCCCAGCACUGAACCUGCAGCUCAUGAUUCUCGAGCUGGAGAAGGAGCGCCCAGAACGGUGGACCAUGCAGUCAUCGGAGGAGUGGUGGCCGUGGUCGUCUUUGCCAUGCUGUGUUUACUCAUCGUCUUGGGGCGCUACUUUGCGAGACACAAAGGUACCUACUUCACACAUGAAGCCAAAGGAGCGGAUGACGCAGCGGACGCAGACACAGCCAUCAUCAACGCAGAGGGAGGCCACACCAACUCGGACGAAAAGAAGGAGUACUACAUCUAAUCAAAACAGGACCCUCCCCCCCCCUCCGCCCCUCACUAUGGUGUCCUCUUUGGGACGCCGAGCUGUUUUUGGGGCUGGGGCAUGGGGGGGGAAAAGGUUGGGGGGGGAGGGGGGGGGCUGUGAUGGAGGGAUACGAGUUGGAUCAGGAUCACCUUUAGCGCGAGUAGAGGGGUUUGGAAGAGAGAGACGGGGUUUUAAAGAAAGGCCUGGUUUUAAGCCGUUGUUUAGUCUAGUCUGCAGAUGUAGAUGGAAUGUUUUGUGUGUAAAAAAAAUAAAAAAUUUAAAAAAGGACAAAAAUUACGGGCGGGCGGGGGGGGUGGGGUUUACGGUAAAUUAAGAAGGGGGUUUUUGUGGGUGGGACGAUGUGCCAGACGUCGCCAGAAAUCACUGUAGAGAGCUUCACCAUUCAACACCUCCCUAACUGCUGGUACGAAUUUGAUUUAGUUCAACCAUUUGCAGAAAAUUCUGUGCCUUGUUCUAUCCAUACUUUGGAUUUGUGUUGAUCCUCAUUUGCAUAACCUUGUUGCUUCUCCCUUCCCCCCCCCGCCCCCCCCGUUCCAUCUUUCCCCCCACUCGUAAUUAUCGAUGUGCUGUUGGCUUUUGUAUGAGGGUAAAAAUUACACAGCCACUUUAUUCAUUUCCCUAGAUGUGUCUGCUACACACGCGUCCUCUCCUGCAUAACAAAAACUCUCUUUCCAGUAUACUGUGAUUUGUCUCAAGCCAUUACUUCCCCUCUCUCUCUUAUUUUCCCCUCAAGUUUUUGACAGCUCCAAAAAAUGCAUGGAAUGCUUUACAUAUCAUUGUACAAAGGACAUAAAUGAGAAACAGGUUUUGAUGUGUACUGUACAUGCCCUCCCUGCCCCCUCCUGAACACACAAAAAAAAACAUAAUCAAAAACAAAGGCAGCAAAAUGAUAAUUUCAAACAAUUUUAUUGGGAAAAUACAUCCAAUUCACAUUUUGUUACCUCAAUUUGUUCUUCAGAGCAGAUCUCCUACUGCCUCUUAAACAAUUACCUGUCUUAGUAAAGAGAAGUAAUACAUUAUUUUCCUCUCCGCGCUGCCAUUUCAUUAUUUGUUCCUCGGUUUCGGGUGCUGUUUUUCUUCUAUUAUGUUGAAUGGAAGCGUUGUUUUUCUUCCAGCUUUUAUUGAGUUGUAGUGAUGAGAUUCAAAUGAUUUCCAUCUGCUCUCACUCCAGAAUAUUUUGUCUUACAAAUGGGAGAGUAGGAAAAUGUAAAUUGGUUUAAAAAUGCUUUUUGGCAGACUCUCAGUCAAGAUGCCUCAGUAAUAAAAGGCUGUUUGGGGGGGGGGGAAACAUUUGGGAUUAAUGUUGGGCCACCAGCAGCUAAAAGACGCUGGUUUACUGUACAUAACUCUACGAGAAGAAAAAGAGACACCCUUUACCAAACCCCAAUAUGAAAACAGUCCAGUUUAUAUUAGGAACUCAUCUGCUGCACAAACAUAAAAAAAAAACAACAGGUCAUUGAAGUCCAGGUUUUCCCCAUCAGAAGGUUCAUGUUAUCUCAUUCAAAACACAGUCCAAUGUAAAUCAAGCCAAUGGAAUCACUGCUGUAUUGUACACUAAUCCUUACUAAGAAAUAUUUUUUACAACUUACUAGAAUUACAAUGGAGUACCUUUGUGGAUUUUAUCGUAUCACGCUCAUUGUGAGUUUUUGUCAAAAUGUAAAACAAGCAAAUGUUGGAGAAAGUAAACGUUCUGAAACUGAAAUGCUGAGAGACAGGCCAGGCUUUCCCACUUCCCAUCACACCUUCUGAAUUUUUUAUUUUUUUUGCUUUGAUGCAGCAGCUUGAGUGCUGAAACGUUCAAUCAUUUUUUUUUUUUUUUGCAUGUGUGUAUACGUGCUCAAACCCAUUCCCUCUGCUUCUCUUGUCUCGCUUUAUGUAUCACCUGCCAAAACCGAAUGGGGAUCUGUUUUGCCGUGCCAGCUGGGGGAGCACUGAGGAAUGCCAAAAGUAAUUAAUUGUUUGUAACUGAAGUUAAUACACAUGUUGUGCUCCGUGGUGGGUUGCAUUAACGCCCUGGCUUCUUAACAUGGCAAUGAGGGUUCUGUUCAUGGCAUUGUUUGUCAUUAUUAUGUGUUCACACAGCAAGCAGCUCGCUUAAUGAGCCUCCAUGUGACAGAUGUGGGUGGAUUAAGGUGGAGGUCUGGGGUUGCAGUUUAAACCUUUUGACAUUUUGGAGUUUAGAUGUUUGAAAAGCUUAAAUGAAUCAGACAGACAUGGACACGCUUUGCCCAGUUAAAGCAGAAAAGGUCUAAUCUCACAUUUAUUAUUUCAGUUUAAACCAAAAGGUUAUAUUGUUUGCAUAUUUUUAACUAAAUACAUCAUGAUAUAAAACUAUAAUUUUUUAUAGAGCAUUUAAAAAAAUAUAUUUUAUAUCAAUAAUAGUUGAGUGUUUUAAAAAUGAAACAUUCCCUAUUUAGAGCAGAUUAAUGACGUUUAACAUACUCUUUUUCAUACAUUUUAUUUAUAGGAUUAGACCAUGUUUUAGCUAAGUCAUAAAGAUUACUGUUUAGUAAUGAUACCUUUUUUAAAUAGUUACUUUGGUGUUAAGUUCAUUGGAUACGGCUUCUUUAAGAAAAUGCUUAUGACAACAAAAAUGUCACUAUUCUUGUAGUGAUGGUUAUUUUGAUUGCUGGCAGUAAUUCUGGAUCCAGCAUUUUUAUUUUGUCUAUGCCCUGUGAGGUCAAAUAAGUAAAUGUUGGUAAAGAACAUAGACUGUAUUAAACAUGGACGCUCAGUGAAGUCAGUCAUUAAAGUGGAAGUUCUGAAGCCCAACGAAUGUGGUCACUAUAUUGGAAAUGCUGUCCGAGAAUAAGUAUAGAUAUGCAUAUCCCUUAGCCUCCAUAUAAUCAAAACAGAAAGUAAUAAAAAAGCAAUUCAGAUUCCAACCAUUUUUUGUACCACGCUGUAAAAAUGUUGAUUCGGCUGUUGAAAUCUGGAUUUUUAAAUGGGUGUUUAUGUGACUCCUGGGGCUUUUGCAGUCAGCCUCAAGUGGACACUUAAGGAACUGCAGUUUGUUGCACUUCUGCAUUGGCUUCAUUAAACAUCGGAGUUUGCCCCUUGGUAAAAAUACUUUUCUGUUACACUUAAACUGACGAUUCAAACAUACGUAUAUCAAUACCACAUAUUAAACAGGAUUACCAAUCAUACAGUGAUAAAAAAGUUCAAUCAAAUCUUCCAUUGAUGUUAACCCUUUUAUGCGACUCACUUAGUACCACUUUCACGCUGAACCAUCUGGGAGAUGAUUGGAUUCUUUGGGGCUUAGCGGAGUUACUUGCUGUGUGGACAUUCAUGUACAAGAUUAAAUACUUUGAAUUGCCAUGUUAAUGCAUUUUAUUGGAAUUUGUCAAUGUGCACCUCAGAUUGCAACACAUAAUCAAUAUGAUAGCUUUAAUAUAUCAUAGUCAUGCAUGAAGACAGCAUUCAGUCUGUCCAUAUUGAGACUUUCCGGAACAUAACACAUCUGUCGCUAAAUAUCUUUUUCUGCAGCUUUUGAAAACAGCAGAUGGGCUGGGUGGAGGCUGUGGACAUAUGCUUUAGCUUUUCCAUUGGAUGUGGGAGUAGGGGGAUACAGGAGUGAUUUUGCAGACAAAGAUCAGAGAGACUGUGUCCAACUGUCUCCAACAGUUUAUUCUUCUGUGGAAAAACUUGAUUUUAAUUUAAAAAGCUCUGUACUCACAAAGAAAUUACCACUAGGUUAACACUGUAUGCUGAUGACACUGUUUUGUCUUUGUUACAUGGACGGGUGGGGGAGGGGGGGUUGGGGGAAGGGGUCUGAUUAGGUUAGAUGUUUUUCGGUCUGGUGUCUGAUGAAACUAUUAACUGACUUGUUAUCGUUGCUUUAUGAAAUCACAGAGCAGAUGUCACUUCAUCUGUAAGACUGAGAUUGUGUGAUUUGUAUUUUACAGUGAGCACUAUUUCGCUUCAGUGACGUGGCAGCUUCCAUUUAAACCAGACUUCAAAAUAUGUACUUGCAAUAAAGUAACAGAACUGAAUAUUGUCUUCUCCCUUAAGGCUGAUGCAUUCAUAUUUUACUUGUGAAUAUUAAACCUUUUUUGGGGUUGGAACUGCCGGUGUGUUUCUCCAAAUGUUUUUGCUCUCCAAAAGCUCGGAUAUAAAAAAGGAACACUAAUAACACAAAGUGAAGGUAUCAUUUCUACAGGAUUAAUUAUUGAGAAAUGGUGGGGGCUCAAUCUGAAGUAAGCAUAAGUAAGAUAUUUUAGGUUAUGUAUGAUUUUUUUUUUUUCAAUAAAUGCCCACUAAAGUGAAAAAAUUGAUUUUUGUCUCACAGUGUAUCUGAUGUAGUUUUCUCCACAUUAAAUUCUUUUGAUAAUGUCGUGUCUCUGGUUCAUGCGUUGCUGACCGAUGUGACUGCACCUCAGGUAGAAAGCAAAGUUUAGGCCCCACCUUUUAAUGACACACUAGCAAGUACAAUGCAUCCUCAUCCAAUCGAGUGCAACACAUUAUUUUAGAUCCAAGAGGCAAAAUUGGUGAUAUUUUGCAUAUAUGUUGUACAUGUUUUAUGUAUUUUUCUUAAUAUUUGGUGCACUGUAAACGAUGUGUUGAGUAUUGCUUUGUGUUGACAUAGGUCAUAAAAAAAGUACACUGUUUAUUGGAAUGAAGCCGGAUCAAGAAAACUUGUUGUGGCUGUACUGCUGUCACCGUUCAACACACCACCGCCUUUUUGGAAGCUUGUUUGAUUCCCUGAAAAGUUUUGAUUGUUUCACCAGUCGUUUGUUUUUAGAUUGAUUCUUUUGUCUCUCUGCUGUUCUUGGGAAAUGUUAAUGUGUAUCAAUGGAGAAAAAGGAGUUCCACAUUCCCAUACACAUUUUGUAUUGGUUCAUAAAUAGACAUUUUUACAAAACAAUGAAGAGUUCUUGUCUUAAUAAAAAAGAAAAGAUAUUAAUGUCCAAAAUAA
This is a messenger RNA of Labrus mixtus (cuckoo wrasse), 6337 nucleotides long. RefSeq names its product cell adhesion molecule 1a (gene cadm1a). Bases 67 to 1398 code for a protein of 443 amino acids. Gene Ontology annotation, cellular component: neuron projection; synapse; plasma membrane. Gene Ontology annotation, molecular function: signaling receptor binding. Gene Ontology annotation, biological process: cell recognition; detection of stimulus; susceptibility to natural killer cell mediated cytotoxicity. The transcript has 12 exons. Lineage: Eukaryota; Metazoa; Chordata; Actinopteri; Labriformes; Labridae. The record is from RefSeq and is a predicted model, not a curated record.